Molecule: messenger RNA, 1095 nt
Organism: Entrophospora sp. SA101
Lineage: Eukaryota; Fungi; Glomeromycota; Glomeromycetes; Entrophosporales; Entrophosporaceae
Source: the annotation of a GenBank genome assembly
AUGCCAACACAACAAACUCCAAAUACUAUAGACGAUCUGUUACAAUACAUUUCAUCUACUGCAGAACUUGAUAAUUUUGAUACAAUUAGUAAACAAUUAGCUCCAACUUUAAAAGAAAUCCAACCACAAGUUUUUACGCAAUCUACUUCAGAUGAUAAAGAUCCUCUUGAGCUUUUGGAUCCAAGUACUUCCAAUCCAAAUCCCACACGUUUAGUACAAAAUCUCAUUCAAUUCUUGUCUGUAUUUGAUUCCAGACAAGUUCAUUUGGUGCCAGAUAAAUUUCUCCAGGUUGUUCAAGGACUUACUAGAUUAGCAACAGCAUACCAAAAAAAUUUUAUAACGAUUAAACCGAUCGCAAAUGCACUUUUAAGAUAUGCGCCAAGUCCUAAACAUUUGACAAAUGUUCAUCAAGUUUUUAUCAAGGAAUGUUUGCUUUCAAAAUGUUAUAAACAAGCUCUUCAAAUUUUAGAUACAGAUAUUACAGAGAUAGAAUUAGUGGGAACUGGUAUAACUUAUCAAGAUCAUUUGCUUUAUCAUUAUUAUGGUGCAAUGGUGUAUAUAGGUUUAAAGAAAUACGAACCUUCUAUAGUUUUUCGUUCAAUUAAAAACCAAUGUCAACCAUAUCAAGAUUAUGCAUCAGCAUUUGAAGCUUUGAGUGUGAAAAAAUUGCGUAUUGAAUUCAAUAAAUCCAUAGAAGUUUUUAAAAAAGAUAAUAAUUUUGGGUUGGCCAAACAAACAUUAGAUGCAAUUUAUAGUCGCAAUAUUCAACAAUUAACACAAACAUAUUUAACAUUAUCUUUAACUGAUAUUGCUGAUACUGUUGGUUUGGAAGGUCCAAAUGCACAUAAAAUUGCCGAAGAUCGUUACAAUACUUCAAAUACAAUCAGUAAGCUUGAACAACAAAUAGACAAAGCUACCAGUGUCAGUGAACGCGUUAUUAAGACAGAUAAAAUUAUUGGUUGUAGCAAGGAAUAUCUCUCAAAGAGCCAAAGUUUACAUGGAAGUGGUAUAAUGUCUGGUGGUCCUGGCGAUGAUCCAGAAUUUUUGGUUGGAGGUGGAUUCGAUAGUUUUGAUGAUGGGAAGUACAUGGGAUAA